GAUUGGCUCAACGCUCGUACCACGGGUACUCUGCUCCUUCAGCGUGUGUUAUCAGUGAAAAUGGCGAGCUGGUGUGUCCGAGCUGUGAAACAGAGCUACUCAGUUGUAGCAUCUCCUUCAUUAAUAAGGGCGUCCCUGCGGCUCCUAUGCACAGCAGCCCAGCAGAAAAGCGGCCAGGGGUUGGAGGAGGACCAGAAUGCUGAGCAGAGCGCUGCGGAGAAGGUCCUGGCCGAGGAGAAGGGCCAGCUGGAGGAGCAGCUCAAAGAGGUCACGGACAAGUACAAGCGGGCCCUGGCAGACACGGAGAACCUCAGGAUGAGGAGUCAGAAGAUGGUGGAAGACACAAAGUUGUAUGGAAUCCAAGGGUUCUGCAAAGACCUGCUGGAGGUGGCAGACAUCUUGGAGAAGGCGACAGAGAGCGUGCCCAGUGAGGAGGUGUCCUCUCAGAAGAACCCCCACCUGAAGAACCUGUACGACGGCCUGGUGAUGACCGAUAAACAGAUCCAGAAGGUAUUCACCAAGCACGGCCUGGUCAAGCUCAACCCAGACGGAGGGCAGAAGUUCAACCCCUAUGAGCACGAGGCUCUAUUUCACGCCCCUGUGGAGGGUAAAGAGCCCGGCACGGUCGCCAUAGUAACCAAGGUGGGCUACAAGCUCCACGGGCGCACCCUCCGGCCGGCGCUGGUGGGCGUAGCCAAAGCCCCUUGAGAAAAAAAAAAAAGAGAUUCCGUAUGACCGUGAUGAUGUCGUUGUUGCCUGGGUGACAGAUCAGCCUGGCUACUGCAGGCUGGUCAAAGCACCCCAACUCUCCUUCCCCCAACCCCCCAACCCCAACCCAACCACCUAACGUUGCCUCAGAGGUGGGAAUCCAACUUCAACUGAUAUUAUUAUGGACAUCAUCACAGCCUGUUUUGACCUUGCAUACCGAUUCUCCGCCCUUCUCCGGAACUGUGCACACUCCCCGUUGUAGAUUACAAAGCAUUGGAUUGGUGGGAGUUUUCCGGCAUUGUUAAAAUCCAUGACAGGGAGUGAGCAAGUGUAUACUUCAGGAGAAGGAUGGAGAAUUGGACCACAGCCCAUGUAUCUGCCAGGCGCAAAUAUGUUUUAGCAGAAGUAACACUGUAGAGCACAGAACCAGUUUGACAAAGUCAUUUCUGUCGUAUUUCAGGGUCAGAUUCCAGUCCAUUCUUUGUCCAGUCAUUGUAAUUGUUUUCUCAUGUUAUGGAUGGGAGAAUGUAAUGUACCUCAUGAUUAUAUACCAAA
This is a messenger RNA of Coregonus clupeaformis (lake whitefish), 1263 nucleotides long. It is a transcript of the gene grpel1, whose product is annotated as GrpE-like 1, mitochondrial. The coding region runs from base 61 to 708 and encodes 215 amino acids. Lineage: Eukaryota; Metazoa; Chordata; Actinopteri; Salmoniformes; Salmonidae. Gene Ontology annotation, cellular component: PAM complex, Tim23 associated import motor. Gene Ontology annotation, molecular function: adenyl-nucleotide exchange factor activity; protein-folding chaperone binding; protein homodimerization activity. Gene Ontology annotation, biological process: protein folding; protein import into mitochondrial matrix. The record is from RefSeq and is a predicted model, not a curated record. The transcript is spliced from 4 exons.